GGGCGAUAUCGUGCUGAGUCUUUGAACUGCCAGUGGUAGCACGACACCUACCCACAGGAGCUGGAGGCCUUGUUUGGCCUCCUCUUGGGCAUGGGAAUUGUCCGGUUGCCAGCUAUUACAGACUACUGGUCUAAUAAACGAUUUCUUGGACACAUUGAUUUUAAAUCUGUGAUGUCUUGCCGGCGGUUUAAUGCCAUUAUGCGAGCAUUUAUGAUGAACACUUUUACACCACCAAGGCGUCCUCAGAACACACCUGGUCUGGCUGCAGCUGCACCACCAGCAACUGAACCAGCAGUAGCUGCACCACUAGCAGCUGCACUACCACCACCACCAGCAGCCAGACCACCUCAACCGCCGGCAGACCAGCGACCAGUAGACCAGCAACCAGCAGACCAGCAACCAGACAAUGCAGGUGUGCCUGAGGACAGACUUUUUAAGAUUCGUCCUGUCCUCGACCAUAUCAAGCACACCUGCCGCCAGCUCUACCAUCCGGGGCAGGACAUUUGCAUAGACGAACGAAUGCUCCGGUUUAAGGGUAGAUCUGGUAUGAAACAGCACAUGCCCAAGAAACCCAUCAAAUGGGGGUUAAAGCUAUGGGUCCUAGCAACAUCAUGGGACCCAAACUUCCCCCUGGGAGCCGGCUACGUUGUUGAUUUUGACGUAUACCUUGGCUCUCAGGAAGGCGCCACCGAGGAAGGCUUGACCUCCAAGGUUGUCAUCGAGCUCCUGCAACCCCGCAACCCUGACACACCAGCAAGGUCUCUCGGCAAAGGUUACCAUCUAUACCUUGACAACUAUUAUUCAUCAAAACAACUUUUUGAAAAGCUGAGAGACAUACACAUAUACGCAGCUGGCACAAUACGUCGAUUAAGACGUGGUUUUCCACCCCAGCUGAAGGGCAAAUUGUUUGCGGGGCAGCAUAGAGGUGCCUGGAGGUGGACCAGGGAUGGACAGUGCCUCUAUGUAGUCUGGAAAGAUAGCGUGGAUUGCGCCUUGCUCACCACCAUACACGCUGGCACGUAUGACGGCAACACCGUGGAGCGUAGGAGCAAGGCCAACGGGGGUGCAGUAAAGGAAGUGCCAGCACCUCCAGUCAUUCCAGACUACAACAAGAAAAUGGGAGGUGUCGACCUCUUCGACCAGAUGAACAGCUUCUAUGCGGUCUUGAGGAAGGUUUUCUGUUGGCCUAUGGUUUACCUCUUCAACUUCCUUGAGACCGCUACCACCAAUUCAUACAUCUUAUAUCGAAGCUGUUCAGACAACAAGAUCAGUCAUAAAGAUUUCAUUCUGAAGCUGGUCGAAGAGUUAGUUGCUGGUCUAAGUGCCAGCAACAAGUACCAGGCUCAACGCACUGGAGGGCGACCUGGCAACAUCACUGCGGCUCCCGACUACAUGAGGCCGAUGUACCACAUGCCGGCCUGGAUGCUGAAAACAUGUUCGGGACGACAGUGUAUUGUAUGUAGAUUGCGGGAAAACCGUCGAACAUGUAUUUAUAGCUGUUGUGUAGAUUGCGGUAUUUUUUUAUGUUUUACUGGUCAAAGGAAUUGUUUUAAGGUUUAUCAUCAGUAUAGUAUGUUAGCUAAACAAUGUAGACUAGAGGUAAGUAGAUUAAGACGUGAAAGGCCAGAGGAUUCUAUUUUUAUAUAUCGAGAAGAAUUAAUGUAAGUAGUUGUAUAUACUUGUAGUUAUGAUGUGGUAAUCACAGUCUUGGUUUGUAGGAGUGGAAGUGUUUUUGAUACUAGGGCAGGAAUUAUCACUGUGUGUGCAACUAUUACCUCGUCAGAUAGAGGGGCGUGUUUCAUGUCCGGGAAGUUCCCUUUUGGGGGAACUCCCUGUAGUUGAAAUCAACUUUUUCUGUUGGGGAGACAACGUACUACGUGUGUGCCAAAUGGCGCUUUGAAAUUUGCAAGGACGUAUUUACAAUUGAUUUUCUUGCUCUAAGUGCCUGGUGGUGUCUGCCAGGCCCGACAAUGUGAAAA
Molecule: messenger RNA, 1979 nt
Organism: Corticium candelabrum
Lineage: Eukaryota; Metazoa; Porifera; Homoscleromorpha; Homosclerophorida; Plakinidae
Product: piggyBac transposable element-derived protein 4-like
Exons: 8
Coding region: 91-1665 (524 amino acids)
Source: RefSeq, a predicted model, not a curated record